CUGGCUAUUCAGUAGGAUACAAUCGAUGUUGAUACCAGACCCAACUUAUGAAUGAAUUCGUACUUUACGGAGGAUUGUUUGCCUAUUUCAACCAAGGCAAGGUACAUUUGCCCACCUUGUUCUCAUAAUACACAGUCAGUGAUUUGCCGGUACACCGAAGCAUAGCUGAUGCUAUAUUCAUAGUCCUUCUCAAAUCUGGACGACGAAACAACACAGCUUGGACGGUCAGGAUGAAGCAGGUCUUAGCAGGCCAUCUACAUGGGCAAAACGGGCCACGGACAAGCAUCUGGAGCUGAUGCUCUAAGCAUCGUCUUUCUCAAUUCUGCACCACGAACCAACACAGUAUGGAUGGACAACCACAGGCUGCUGUCAGGGAGAGGGACACUCAGGAUGAAGCCGGUCCUAGCAGGCUACCUGGAGAAUCAUCUAUCAAUGACAAAACUCUGUUCAUAGUCGCCGAGAGACUUGGUCCUGAAUGGGUACAACUGGCACUUGAGCUGUGCAUUACCAGGAUACAGAUUCAGACUAUCGAGAGAGUCUACCCACAAAAUACCAUAAGGCAAGGUCUUGAAAUGCUUGGGACAUGGACACUUGCCCAGCCUACCAGUAUUGAACUGCAGAAGACAACGUUGCGCGCAGCAUUGAGGAACAUCGGAAGAGCAGAUAUUUUUUGCGAAUCAUGUAUAAAUGACAAAAUUCUGUCCGAUGUCGCUUCGAGACUUGGUGAUGGAUGGGUAACACUGGCACUUCAGCUGGACUUUACCUUGACACAGGUUAAGACUAUCGAGACAAACUACCCACAGGAGACCAAAAGGCAAGGUCUUGAAAUGCUUGAGACAUGGAAACAUGAUCAGUCCAUCAGUGUUGAACAGCAGAUUACAACGUUGGGCGCAGCAUUGAAGAACAUCAGAAGAACAGAUAUUGCAGAUUUUCUGAAAGACUUUCCAACAUUGUUAAUAAAGACAAACGCGCCAUGGAAGGAGACGAAGACCGCUCGCGCUACUGGUAAUUGGGAUGGACCACGUCACCAGGUCGCAGCUAUCAUAGAAUCAUGUGACGGAGUGCUUGAGCAAGUAAACCAAGGGUCUGUGACAUUUGUUGUACGCAUCAUGAGUCGGGAGGGUCUGGACAAACUCUGGAGGAUGUACACCAGCGGAGAACUCGCAAAGAAACUGACAGAGCUUCUCAUUACGGAGGAACUGACAACAGAGGAUAAGAGUAUCCGGGAUAUCCAGGCGACUAUACCGAAAAACGAUUACGAUCAAGCCUGCGGAUUCUUUGAUGAAUUGAAAAACCAGCGGAAAGAAUUUCCAACAGUGUCAGUAGAGACGGAUGCAUCAUUGAAGGGGACGGAGACCGCUCGGGCUACUGGUAAUCUCAGGAUGGACAUUGCCGACUCAAACGAUUGGGAGGGACAGGAUUAUAGACGUCAUCAAGUCUCAGCUGUCCUAGAAUCAUGUGACGGAGUGCUUGAACAAGGAAACCCUGGGUCUGGGACAUUUGUUGUUCGUAUAAUGAGUCGGGAGGGUCUGGAUAAACUCUGGAGGAUGUACACCACUGGAGAACUUGGCAAGAAACUGACAGAGAUUCUUAUCACGGAAGAACUAACAACAGAGGAUAAGAGUGACUUGGCUAUCCAGGCGACUAUACCGGAAAACUAUUACGAUCAGGCCUGCGGAUUCUUUGAUGAAUUGGAAAAAGACCAGCAGAAAGAUGAAGAGGACUCGAGCGGCAUGAUGGAUGUAGAGCACAAAGAACUUGGAGAAAGCAGCCCAGCAAAGACGGGUUAUAGUAGUGAUCCAGCUGAACAAUCUGCAGAGAGAUCAGCAGAAAAACUGGAGAUAUUGCAUACGACAACAGAGGGUGCGUUUACUUUUGAGGUCAUGCAAGCAGACACGAUGGACACGACAACGGAAGGAUUCACGGGAGCCAGCAUCACGGCGGAGGAGGAUCCGAUUGAGGCCCUCACUGGAACCGUCGCAAACUUGAAAUUGGCAUCCCGGCGCACUUUGGCUACGCCUGUUGGACAUUUCCAUCUGUCUUUGCUUUGUAACCGAAGUCGACUCACUGAUAUUACUGCCGACUUCAAACGUGGUCAUCUCUUGGCCUACUUGGAGGAGAAGAGGAUGAAAGCGGAACGUCACGCCAUUCGUAACCUUCUAGGCGUGCUCGCUUACAGGCAAGAAAACGACCGUCAGGGCGCCUUGGAUUACUUCAAUCACAUCCUCUCUCCGGGAGAAGACCCAGACAACCUGAACGCCAUGGCCAACCGUCAUUUUGUGAUGUCUACGUCCAGAGGUGGAAUUCCCGUGGCUGCUCCUGACGAGCCUGAUUUAUCUACAAAAGAAGGCAAGAGGGCACAGGCCAGGAGAUACGCCGAACAAGCCUUUGCCCUCAUUGACGAAAAGAACAACGAUGCUAUCUAUUAUGAGCGAUCCAGCAGAGUGCUCGAGCUUUGCAAUCAGGCGAUGGAGCUGGCGGGUCACCUCGUCGAUCUAGACGAGAGCAAUGAUUGGAAGUACCUGGCUGGAGAAGCCAGCUACGAAAUGUUACGGAAAACAAUGAAGACAAUUGAGACACACGACGAGGCCUGUCAAGCUAUGAAUAAUGCUGUCUGGAGCUUUUGGACCAUAGCGGAACAUCCAUCUACGGAUGUCAACAUGAAAAGCUCGGCCUGGGUUCAUAUUGGUGUAUUAUUCUCCUGGGUAUCGAAAUGGAAUGUACCGAUAGGAGACGUACCAGAAUCUCUGUCGGAAUUUAUCGACGAUCCGGAAAGAUGCGUACGCAAGGCGAGGGAAAUAGUACCAGAUUCCCCGCAGGUUCUUAAUUAUCUUGCUCGUUUUCGUAGCCAAGCCGGUGAUGUGGAAGAAGCACUGAGGCUAUACGAGGAGUCCAUUCUUCUACCAAGCACCAAAGAGAAUUUCUUCGCGUACUCAAGCAGGGCCGAACUCUGCCUCAAGGAACACAAACGUGCCGUCAGCGCAGAUGCUCCCGAUCGGAGACACCUUGAUCAAGCCAAAGACGACUUGGAGUACAUCCUUACGAAGCACGAAUCGCCAUUGGAUUAUGCGAUGCUGGCUGAUGUGUGCCUACAAAUGGCUAAGAUCCCCAUCGACUCAGCAACAAGACAAGAGUACCUCACAAAGGCUCUGCACAACUGUUUCAUUUCAGAGAACUGCCAGAGAGGCAACGAACGGGACCAACUUUACAAUGUCCGCGGACGAUGUCAGUGCUUACUCGGCCAGCAUAGAAGAGCAAGGGAGUCAUUCAAACUGGGAAUGAGAUGCGAAAAGAAAUUGGGCUACAGGUGGGGAGAAUGCGGAAGCCUUCUAGCCGAUUGCGAAGAUCACCAUCGUCUGGGAGACGAUUACUAGAGAUGGCCGGAGACCAGUGGCUUAUCCAGGUACUGUGGGGGAUGUUUCACAGGAAACAAUAAUUAUUCUGAAAUCCGGAAUCAAAAGUCCACGUACAGCAAUAGUAUGAUAACGUUUUACUUACAUGGGACUGCAGUUGACGUUCAGUGGAGUAAAAUCCCUUGGGAGAAAGGAAGAUAGUUCUCCACGCUCUAGCUUGUACAUUAUCUUGUAGCUUUCAAGAACAGGAAAAACCACGGUAUACAUGUAAUUACAAAUGUGCAUCUUCGUUUUUUUGUUUAAAAUAUAAUUCUUCAUGAGACCGACUGGCAAAAAUUUGCAACCAAAAGAUGUAUAAUACAACAUUUAGGUUACCUUAUGCGCUAUUUGUAAAGUGAUGCUGUCUACUGUUUGUAACUGAAAAUGUUUAAUCAAGAACUCAUUAAUAAUAUUCAUAAUGUAAAAUUGCAUAGUAAGUACAGCUUUUAAUGAACUGGUAAAUUGAAGUUUUACGUGGUAAGUCUUGAUAUUUGUAGCGGCUAUACUUUCGGAAAAUUCCAAUAUUUUGAAGUUAGAGACUGUUAAUCGUGUGCAUACUGCCUAUUAUUAUUUGUAACGUAGACUGUCACCAACCCUUUACUUUUCACAAAGAACAUGCUUAGGUUUAGCUCUGGAAGAGUUGUGUGAACCCUGCGGCCCUAUUUUGGUAAAAUGAUGUAUCUCACUUGAAGGACAUUUUAAGAUUUAAAGAUUUAAAGAUUUAAAUGUUGCCGUUUUGGUCUUUAGGUCUUCAAGACUGUGAAGCAGUCAUUUUUUUUGUGAAAAGUAGGUCACGUGACCUUUAAUAUGUUAUCGUGACCUUUGACCCAAUUUAUGUACUUAUGUAUCAUUCCGAAAAUCAACGAAAAUAAAAUGACUUGAUAGAGCAUGUCUUCCUCCACCCACACAACUUACUAUUCUGUUUCUAAAGGUACUUAAAUUAAUCUUGGGUUGGGAAUUUCUCAUGAUGAGGUCAAACCAGACUCAUAAUAUAAAUUAUCAG
Messenger RNA from Patiria miniata (bat star), 4395 nucleotides. RefSeq lists its product as uncharacterized. Gene Ontology annotation, biological process: signal transduction. The record is from RefSeq and is a predicted model, not a curated record. The coding region runs from base 345 to 3374 and encodes 1009 amino acids. Gene Ontology annotation, molecular function: protein binding. The transcript has 10 exons. Lineage: Eukaryota; Metazoa; Echinodermata; Asteroidea; Valvatida; Asterinidae.